UGCAGGAGUGCAGGUGUUCCUUGAACAUUGAGUACUUAAUUGCAAAGGAUGUUUCACACUUGCUACAGCCUCUUAGAGACUAUAGUGUCACCAGAAGGUCAUGUCUGUUCCUUCUAAAGGUAUAUUAAGUCACGUUGAUAGUGAGGGCCAGUUGCAAAAUGCCAACACUGCAAGAUCAAGGAAAUCAUCCAGAAUAAUGGCACUAAGAAGAGCUCAGACUGCUCUUGCUUUGUUAGAGAAACAGCUUUGGUAUGUUGGGCCAGUUAGUGAGAGAAAAGCUGAAGAAAUCUUAACCAAACUUGGAUCACUUGGUAGUUUCCUGUUAAGAGACUCACUGCUACCAGAGGCAGACUAUGUCCUCUCAGUCCUUGGGGUUGAAGGACAAAUUGUUCACUUUCCGGUUGUUCUUUCUGAGGAGAACUCAUGCACAGUCAAUAAUUAUAGGUUUGAUGACAUUCCAACUGCAGUAACUUUCUACUGUGACAACAGACUAGCAGGAGUAUUCCUACAGCCACCAACUAGUCCAAUAAUCAAGGAAUCUGAUGUUUCAAGAGCUUGCCCAAUUGUACGUUCUGUUCAGUUCCCUAAACCACUUACCACAACAUCAGGAUUUACGCCCAAUCACAAUCAGCAGCAGCCGUCAUCUUAUUCUUCGCUAAGGCAGGAUCAGUUCAAUGGUAAAGGAUACAGAGAGAAUGGGCCUACAGGAGUCAAAUCAGUGCUUCACGAGAGAAAGGUGAAAUUUGAUAGUCAGGAGUCAUGGAUUAGCACCACCACUAGUUAUGAAGAAGAGGAAGCAACCAGUAGCCCACCACCUCCUCCUGUCAUUAGGUAUCAGACUAGUGAAGGAUCCAUUUAUGCCUUACCUCAUAAAGUGUCUUCAAAAUUGAGUCAAAAGGGAGGAGAAGGAACCAAGUCUUCUCGGAAUAAAACUUAUGGAUCCUUCAGUGAUAAAUCAAGUGAUAAAGAAUUUGGUCAAAAGAAAGCAUUAUUUGAGCACUUGGUGCAGACACAAGAGUCCAUACCAACCCAACCAGUAACUGAAACUAAACAACCAAAGACACUGAAAAGGAAAGACAGCAAGAGCAAUGCUCCCUUCCCUCCUCCUCCUCCUCCUCCUCCACCUCCUCCUCCUCCUCCAUUUAAACCAAAACCAAAGAGGACAUAUGAGAGGAAGCCUGAGCCUUUUCAAGAACGGGAUUUCACACCUCCUUGGAGUCCCCAUGGUCCAAUGAUUGCCAUUCCAACUGCAAUACUAGCUGGCAUAAUGUCUAUGAAAGCAAUGACACCUGAAGAUGACGAGGAGCAUCCUCUUUUACACUCGCCUCGUCCCUUCCUUGACCACGAGGAAGGGAGACAAAUGACCCCUCCAUUCACGGGCUCCACACCACCCAUCCCACCACAGAGGAUUGAGAGCGCACAGUGCGGGAGCUUGAAAAGGAAGUCUAUAUACAACAGCAUGGACAGCAUCCUGGAGUUAGACAAAGGAGGGUCUAAUGGAGGUGCCCUUGUACGAAAAGGUUCUUUUACAUCACUCACAAGUUCACCAAGUCUUGGGGUUGAGGGAGGAGCUAGUGCAGGAGCUUUGAAUCGCUUUAUGAAUUUCUUUAGAAGAAAAUGAUUUACAUAAUAAAUUAAUAGUUACUCCAGGUGUGUGUGUGUGUGAGUGCUAAUGUACACAUACAUUAUUAGUUAAUAGUACAUUCAUCAAUUGAUUGUUAAGAUGUAUAUUUGAACAAUAGAAUACAGUUAUCUUUUUGUCAU
Messenger RNA from Amphimedon queenslandica, 1764 nucleotides. Its product is annotated as protein-methionine sulfoxide oxidase MICAL3-like. Bases 101 to 1621 code for a protein of 506 amino acids. NCBI's taxonomy places the organism in Eukaryota, Metazoa, Porifera, Demospongiae, Haplosclerida, Niphatidae. The transcript has 4 exons. The record is from RefSeq and is a predicted model, not a curated record.